Bombus huntii is the source of this 1849-nucleotide messenger RNA. Its product is annotated as E3 ubiquitin-protein ligase RNF185-like. The record is from RefSeq and is a predicted model, not a curated record. Bases 363 to 911 code for a protein of 182 amino acids. Gene Ontology annotation, cellular component: endoplasmic reticulum. The transcript is spliced from 5 exons. Lineage: Eukaryota; Metazoa; Arthropoda; Insecta; Hymenoptera; Apidae. Gene Ontology annotation, biological process: ubiquitin-dependent protein catabolic process. Gene Ontology annotation, molecular function: metal ion binding; ubiquitin protein ligase activity; ubiquitin-like protein conjugating enzyme binding.
UGCGAUUGUGUUACGGCGUUAAUCAAGUAGUGGAUUUAAAUAAUCAUAUUAAGAUUACGGCAGAAUAAUUGUAACGGUAGUCGAAGUUACAGUUGGAAAUAAUAAAACGCAAGCCGUUCGUACUAGCAAUUGUCAGCGAUAACAUUACCAUAGAUAAAUACAAACGCAUUGCUGACAAAUCUCUUACGUGUAGUUUCGAACAUCCGCUUCGUGAAAAAUCAUGAAAAUCAUUUGAUAGGACUUGCGCAAUUGCGGUUACGGUGAACGUGAUAUAUCAGAUCAUUUUGGAAGCAGAGUUAAGUUUGCAGAAGAAUAUAUCGCUGACGGAGACUCCGCAGUCAAAAGGCUAAAAGUUCUUCGAUAUGAGUGCCACAAGGGAACAAGCAGGGCCAUCCAAACCAUGGGAUUCUACCACAGAAGAAAAGGAAAAGGAUAAUCGAACUUUUGAAUGCAAUAUAUGUCUUGAUACUGCAAAAAAUGCUGUUAUCAGCAUGUGUGGUCAUUUAUUUUGUUGGCCUUGUCUGCAUCAAUGGUUAGAGACACGUCCAACAAGACAAAUGUGUCCUGUCUGUAAAGCUGCGAUCAGCAAAGAUAAAGUCAUUCCAUUAUAUGGACGUGGAGAUACGAAACAAGAAGAUCCAAGGAAUAAUGUUCCACCACGCCCUGCUGGGCAAAGAACAGAACCUGAAAAUAAUAUUGGAUUUUCUAGUUUUGGGUUUGGAGAAGGUUCUUACAUGUCAUUUGGUAUCGGAACAUUUCCAUUUGCAUUUUUCACAUCUACAUUUAAUUUUGGAGAAACACGACCAACUGCAGCUGCUAGAGGAACACCGCAGUAUGAAGAAGAACAAUUCCUUUCGAAAGUAUUUCUGUGGGUGGCUUUGAUAUUUGUUUGUUGGCUCUUGAUGGCGUAACAUUUUGUUAAACCAUAUUACUUGCUCCGUAUCUUGUAAUCCUACACCACUUGCUGAAUUGAUUCAUUACAUUUUUAUUAAUACAUCGAUCUUUCCUCGUUUGUGUAAUCGUUUGUUACUCACUACAGUAACUAUACCUGCUUGAAUAAACAAAUGGAUUUUGUCAGAGCUAUAAUAACACUUUUAUUUGUACGUAUACACAUAUAUACACAUGUAUUUUAUUUGUACAUAAAUAAGUAUAUUCAAGCAGAUAGUUUUCUUGUUUUUAGGAUUUCUGAAACCUAUUCUUAUGAUAUUUAUGUAUAUAUUACUUUUAGAUACGUAAGAUAUAUCUACUCUAUGCAAAACAUUUACAAUUGGUUUAAGACAAAAACCUAGUGAUUACAUUUAUUAUAUCAAAGUGGACCUAUACGGUUUUUACUAAUUAUUAAUAUAAAUAGUGUAUAUAUAAUCUAUAGUUUUUUAAACAGAUUAAUAACAAACGCAAAGUAAACAGAAUAAAAAUAAAUAUAUCGCUAUAUAAUAUAUAAUACUGUAAUAUAUCAUUAUUAUCAAUGAAAGUAUGUAUGCUAGUAGUUUAUAAAUCUAGCUUAUUUAUUUUUCUGCUGUUAUUUGUAUUGUGGUUAUGGAAAUAGAAGGAAAGACAAUUACAAAACCGGAAAACUAUGGUCAUAUAGUCAAAGAAGCCAAGUUUUUUUUGUAUUCUUAUUCAAUGAGUGACAAAUUAUUAUACUGAAUGGAUAUCAACAUUCCAUAUACAGUAAUAUUGAUACUGGAAAGUUGAUUGACUUGAAAGUGUAGCGUUUUUAAUUUAAUUUAAUAUCGUUGUCAUUCGUUAAAUAUAAUACGUAAUUUUUUAAAAAUUUAAUAUUGUAAACUAUCUUACAUGUUUAUUUAAUAUAUUAUUGCUAAAAUAAAUUAAAGGUGAAAAAAUGUAA